AUGAUCAGAGAAUCACAUGCUCAUGGCCGUAGAAAAACGGCCAGAACCGAACCCGCAUCCCUCGUGCGCUCCGCUCUCCACGGCCGCGUCGUUGAUUACGUUGUCACACUUAAACCGGACUCGGCCAUCAACGAAGCUUGGGACCGCCUCCGUCCGCUCCCUGGCGAACCCAUCGAUAAACCCGAGAUCGCGAUAUGGACGGAUACCUGGCUGAAACGUCUCGCUCUGAUCCGAACCACUCCGAGUAAGCCGUGGCCCGCUCUCCUGCUUCUCACCGCUCAAGAUCAUGACUGGCACUUAUUGAUCGUCUCGAAGAAUGACCAGAAGAUGACCAUUUGGGAACAGAUUGCGAUUGGGAGUACGAGGUCGUGCUUCGACGUGAUGGAGGUGGUCGCGGUUCGUCACUGGCUAAUGGACUGGGCUGAGGGGGUGUGGCGGCCGUGGGUCCUGUCGUUGAUAGACUGA
Eremomyces bilateralis CBS 781.70 is the source of this 465-nucleotide messenger RNA. RefSeq lists its product as uncharacterized. The record is from RefSeq and is a predicted model, not a curated record. The coding region runs from base 1 to 465 and encodes 154 amino acids. The transcript is spliced from 3 exons. Lineage: Eukaryota; Fungi; Ascomycota; Dothideomycetes; Eremomycetales; Eremomycetaceae.